Molecule: messenger RNA, 2756 nt
Organism: Glycine soja
Lineage: Eukaryota; Viridiplantae; Streptophyta; Magnoliopsida; Fabales; Fabaceae
Product: cyclin-T1-3-like
Exons: 7
Coding region: 361-2181 (606 amino acids)
Biological process (GO): regulation of transcription by RNA polymerase II; positive regulation of DNA-templated transcription, elongation
Cellular component (GO): nucleus; cyclin/CDK positive transcription elongation factor complex
Molecular function (GO): cyclin-dependent protein serine/threonine kinase activator activity
Source: RefSeq, a predicted model, not a curated record
AGAAGGAAAAAUAUCAGGGUUGGUGUGUAUAUGGUUGCCGCUGAUACGGCGUAGUCUGUUUAUUCUCUCUCCAUCACCUCUCUAAACCCUAAUUUAAAAAAUCCCAGAAUAUCUUCUUUCUUCUUCUUUGCUCUCACUCAUAUACAGUUACACCACAGAAUUCUCUCUCCCAUCUCUGCAAGACGCGCUGGUUCUGGAAACUCCCUGAUUUUGGUUUCGAAUUUUUCGCUGCUCGCGGGAAAAAAUCGCGUCCUUCUCAUCAAAUUCGUCUUCCCCACUGAAAUUGAACUUUUCUUUCGCUCUUUUACUACAGUUUAUACAGAUAUACAUCAAAACUAAGUUUCAUCAGCUUUCAACCUCAUGGCUGGAUUGUUGCUUGGUGAUGCCUCUCAUCAUGGAACUUCUCAAGUUGUUUCUCAACCGGAGGAUGGUUCGAGGUGGUACUUUUAUAGGAAGGAGAUUGAAGAAUACUCACCAUCCAAACAUGAUGGCAUAGAUUUGAAGAAAGAAACUUACCUACGCAAAUCAUACUGUACAUUUCUGCAAGACUUAGGCAUGAGACUUAAAGUACCUCAGGUAACUAUUGCAACUGCAAUAAUAUUUUGUCAUCGAUUCUUUCUCCGGCAGUCCCAUGCAAAGAAUGACAGGAGGACCAUUGCAACAGUAUGCAUGUUUCUUGCUGGGAAGGUUGAAGAAACUCCUCGCCCACUAAAAGAUGUAAUUCUUAUUUCGUAUGAAAUUAUACAUAAGAAGGACCCAGCGGCAAUUAUGAGAAUAAAACAAAAGGAAGUGUAUGAGCAGCAUAAAGAAUUAAUUUUACUUGGAGAGAGGGUUGUUCUUGCAACUCUUGGUUUUGAUCUGAAUGUGCACCAUCCUUAUAAACCUCUUGUUGAGGCAAUAAAGAAAUUCAAAGUUGCUCAAAAUGCCCUUGCUCAAGUUGCGUGGAAUUUUGUAAAUGAUGGACUUCGGACAUCACUUUGCUUGCAAUUUAAGCCUCAUCACAUUGCAGCUGGAGCCAUAUUCCUUGCUGCCAAGUUUCUGAAGGUGAAGCUACCAUCGGAUGGGGAGAAGGUCUGGUGGCAAGAGUUUGAUGUCACUCCACGCCAAUUGGAGGAAGUUAGUAAUCAAAUGUUAGAGCUCUAUGAACAAAAUCGAAUGCCACCUUCCAAUGAUGUCGAAGGAGGUGGGACUUCCAAUCGGACCACUGCAAAAGCUCUAGCUACUAAUGAUGAAAAUGCAGCUGCAAAGAGUAAUUCCCAGGCUGGAGCCACAAGGCUGGAAACAUCAAAGACUGCAUCUUCUAUGGCCAUAUUUGAUUCACCGGUCCCAAAUCAUGUUGGGCGUCCCAUCUCAAACCAUGGUAGAAGUGGUGAUUAUGGGAGCACAGAAAUGAAACAUAGGGUGGAAGGUGAUGCCAAAGGCAAUCAAUAUCCUGAGCGAGAAUCUCUACCAUUUAAGGAAAACUCUCAUGAAGCUCAAGACAUGGUGAAAUUUCGAUUUGAUAAUGGUGAAAAAGAGCACGAAAGCAAUGCUGGAGGGACUGAAACAAAAGAACUGACUGAAUUGAAAGACAGACAUAAUAGCAGAAACCUUGAUCACCGAGAGGAUGCAUUUAGCCGGCCUCCUCAGGAAGCCAUUAAGAAAAUUGAUACUGACAAAGUAAAGGCUGCAUUAGAAAAACGAAGGAAAGCAGCUGGUCAUAUAACUAAGAAAACAGAUGUCAUGGAUGAUGAUGAUCUCAUUGAGAGGGAACUGGAAGAUGGAAUUGAACUGGCUCCUCAGAGUGAGAAAAAUAAGGAUAAGAGGCAAAGCUGGUCUAAGCCCUCUGACAGAUCUGAUUAUGAUAACAUGCGUGGAAGACAUCUAGAUCAUGAAGAUGAGCAAUAUCAUGGAGUAAAGGGUUUGGCAUCAUAUGAACCAGAUCUAAGUGCUGUUGAAGAAGGGGAGGUAUCGGCACUUGAUGACAUUGGGGUAGGGCUUCCAUCACCCAAGUCAAGCAAUCGCAAGAGAAAAGCAGGAAGCUCCCCUGAAAGAGGAAUGGAGGGGAAGCAACGUCAUAAUUAUGGCCUUGGACCAAACCACAAUAAUCGUUUUGAUUACGUGGAGGAUCGAAACAAGGUCAGUCGGCUAGGCCAUACUGAGAGGGACAGCAAAAGGCAUGUACAGGAAAACCAUGUUUGAAUAAUGUGUACCAUGGUUGUGUGUGGCCUGUGUGUGGACUGUUAAUGUUCGGAAAAAUUUUCUGGACGGACACUUAGCAAAGAUCCUUGAAUGCUUUCAAUACUGUCAUGAUGCAGCCACCUUAGCCUACCAUAAGCUGUCAGGUCUAGAAACUCUUAUUUGUUUGAAGGACUUAAAAUUCAAUUUUGUUGGAAGGACCAAUUUCAUUUACUCAAUAUAAUGGGCAUAUGGGAAAAUUGUAAAGUAGAAAGCCAAGGGUUAUAUAGUCGGACUUGUAAUGGAAGGUCCAUUUUCAUGCAAGAUCAUCCAUGAUUUUGAUGAUUCUCCAUUUGAAAUAAUAGUAGUUAUGAUGAUGAUAAACUCGACCUACUUACUAGACGGAAGAUUCUAAGUGUCAUUAAUCAUAUCCUACCUUUAGUACUUCGAAUGUAUUGGCUGCUAUGUUUGUAGUACACUUGCAAGUGAAUGUAAAUGCUUUCUAACAUGCUCCCUUUGAAAUAGGGAGCAUGGAUGCUGUUUAUAGUUUUAACUAUUGGAUGAGAUUAAAGACAUGGACGGUCCAAAAUGAUUGCUGA